GUCCAGUUACAGUCCAAGGAGCCACUUUGGGCUGUUUAUGUGCUUUGGUCAUAGCCUCAAGCUUUCUUGUCUGACUAUGAGCUUAACUGCCAUCAAUGAAGGACCACAAUACAAUACGCCACUGGGGAACUUUCACAGCUUGUCCAGACCUUUUUCAAAGGAUACUGACCUCUGAGAAAGGAUUGAUCCAGUUUGACUUCUACUCGUCAGUGACACUGAACUUUCAUGUACCGGACAAGUGUUUUUAUCAAGUGAGGAGAUGGCCAAGGUGUACAGACUCUAUGUAGGAAUGGUAACAGCUCUGGCCUUAUGCAAAUACUGCCUGGCUGAGGGGAAUGCCACAGAGGAGUCUGCCAAUCGAACUGUGUCCCUCUGUCAUCACCAUGGCAACAGAGACAAUUGCACAGACACAACGGAUACGGGGCAGUGGAAUGGCCACUUCUCAAAAUGUCCUGACGAACUAGCGCACUACUGUGUCCACGGGGAGUGUCGUUACAUUAAAGAACAAAAGGCACCAUCUUGCAGGUGUCAGCGUGGUUACAUUGGCUCCAGGUGUGAAUAUGUGGACUUGGACUGGCGGAUAGGAGAGAAACGACAAAUAAUUAUUGUCUGCAUCAUUGCAGGCCUUGUUUUCCUCAUUCUUCUCAUUGUAUUCAUCUGCAUCUGUUCGCAUCGCAGAUACAGAUUGUGUUGGCAGAGGGGAAGACGGAGAGAAGAAGCAAGGAACGGUACAGAGAAGCCCUUAAUGAUGGAUACCAGAACAGUGCACACAACCUCAACGCCAGACUCGACAGAGCCCCUUCACACAAAUGCUGUAUGAAGAGUGUGUGUGCGUACGUGUGCGUCCACAAGUCUGGGAAUCGUUGACAUAUGAGGGAUUUUGUCCUUUGUGUGACAGCUGCUGCCUUUUGUCUCACGUUGAUGGCAGUGCGCUAUAGGUGGUGCCUCUGUGCUGCACAGGACUGAGGCCUGCUUAAAGGAGGGACAUUUGUGGAUAAAGUGCUUCUCUGGCUGUGGUAGAUCAAGCAGGAGUCUGUACCCCUUCUCUUAAAGGGCAGCCUUGUCGGAAACUUAGAACAAAGAAGAUGCCUUCCUGGAUUUAUGAUAAACACAAGCUAGAGAUCAGUGUUGGGCUGGUUGUGUGCUGGCGAGGACACUUUUUUCCAAUAAUGUGGAGCAACAGACACUUGUAGCUUUUCACUAAGAGCUGCUGACUGCACAGCUCUAAACACAUUGUUGCUAUGCUGGAAAAAUCUGUGACACCAUCUGGCAGCCAGUGAUAACAGUUGAUCGGUUACUGGUCUGCGUGGGAGACACUUGGACACGUGAAAAUGAGAAG
Molecule: messenger RNA, 1339 nt
Organism: Toxotes jaculatrix (banded archerfish)
Lineage: Eukaryota; Metazoa; Chordata; Actinopteri; Toxotidae
Gene: btc
Product: betacellulin, epidermal growth factor family member
Exons: 5
Coding region: 260-820 (186 amino acids)
Biological process (GO): epidermal growth factor receptor signaling pathway; positive regulation of cell population proliferation; positive regulation of mitotic nuclear division
Source: RefSeq, a predicted model, not a curated record